Hibiscus syriacus is the source of this 1084-nucleotide messenger RNA. RefSeq names its product RGG repeats nuclear RNA binding protein A-like. Gene Ontology annotation, molecular function: RNA binding. Bases 184 to 1026 code for a protein of 280 amino acids. NCBI's taxonomy places the organism in Eukaryota, Viridiplantae, Streptophyta, Magnoliopsida, Malvales, Malvaceae. Gene Ontology annotation, cellular component: nucleus; cytoplasm. The transcript is spliced from 7 exons. The record is from RefSeq and is a predicted model, not a curated record.
ACUAUAUUAUUUUUGUUGGCCAAUAUGCAUGGUUUUCUUAUGAUCUCAUGUCUGUUGUUGAAUAGUCAUGCCUAUCUUCUUAUGAAAAAGUGCUAGCAGACGCAUUACCUAAGGUGCAAGAGGUCUUGAGGCAUUUUUGGAGUUUGAUACUAACGCGCAACGCCUAAGUGAGGGAGGCAAAGAAUGAAGGUACUCGUGGUGGAGGCUGUGGUGGACGUGGGUGUGGUGGUGGUGGUGGAUAUAAACGAUUUUGCCAAUGAUGAGAAUUCUUUCAGAAAUAGUGUUGUACCUGAAGAUGGAGAGAGUGGAAAGCCCUCUGAAAGGCUUGGCUAUGGGGGUCCUAGACCUUACCGUGGUGGUUGCCGUGGCGGUUUCAGUAAUGGAGUGGUUGCGGAUGGGGAGCGACCUCGCAGGUUGUAUAAACGCCAUAGUGGUACUGGACGCGGAAAUGAACUCAAACGGGAAGGCUCUGGUCGUGGAAAUUGGGGAACUCAGAGUCAUGAACUUGCUCAUGUGACUGAAGAAGUUGCAAACGAAGGUGAGUGGAAUUUAGGUGACGAAAAGCAAGCAAAAGAAGAGGAGGCGGGCGAUGCUAACAAGGAGAGUACUACAAACGAACCUGGAGAAAAAGAGCCCGAGGACGAGGAGAUGACUCUUGAGGAGUGUGAGAAGGUGCUGGAAGAGAAAAGGAAGGCUCUCCAGGCUCUAAAGACUGAGGAAAGAAAAGUAGAUGCCAAAGAGUUUGAGUCUAUGCAGCAGCUUUCAAAUAAGAAGAGUAAUGAUGAGGUCUUCAUCAAAUUGGGAUCUGAUAAAGAUAAGAGAAAAGAGGCUUAUGAGAAGGAAGAGAGAGCUAAAAAGUCUGUCAGCAUUAAUGAAUUUCUGAAGCCCGCUGAAGGGGGGAGGUACUAUAAUCCAGGUGGAAGAGGGCGUGGUCGUGGAGGGUUCGGUGGAGAUGGUGCAAUAAGAAAUGUAACAACAGCAUCCAUUGAAGACCCUGGGCAGUUCCCAAUCUUGGGGGGCAAGUGAGAUUUCUCGAAACCCCAAUCACCGCCCCAAGUCACGGAAAAGAGCCGCACACGGAUCC